Messenger RNA from Danaus plexippus (monarch butterfly), 6158 nucleotides. RefSeq lists its product as uncharacterized. Gene Ontology annotation, molecular function: ATP binding; ATP-dependent DNA damage sensor activity; ATP hydrolysis activity. Gene Ontology annotation, cellular component: mismatch repair complex. Gene Ontology annotation, biological process: mismatch repair. The record is from RefSeq and is a predicted model, not a curated record. NCBI's taxonomy places the organism in Eukaryota, Metazoa, Arthropoda, Insecta, Lepidoptera, Nymphalidae.
AAGUUAUAAUGUGUAGUAUUUCUUAUUCAGUACUUUAUUGAUUAGUUUUAGCAAUAUAUAAACUUGUCAGUGUCCUAGUUCACAAGAACUAUGUCAAGGAUAAAGGAUCGGUAAAGAAAAGUUAGACAUAUAUGAACUUAUAUUCUUACAAUAGAGAGGCUGGACCAUCUUAACAAAGUUUUUCCAUCGAUGUAAAAAAAUAACACCAUACUCUUUAUGGGAACUAUUCUUCACAUAUUAGCAGUAACUUAUCAAUCAUCAUUAACAGUCCCAGAAAGAUUUUUAAAUUACAUAUAUAUUCAAUGAAAUAUCGGUCGUAAUGAGAGCUUUGAACUUAGUACUUUUAAGAUAUUGCGUUACAGUAGCUUUGCCAACAUACUUAUUUUGUCUUAAUCACUUACUAGGCGUAUCCAUGGAUCAAUCUAUUUCAAUAAAUUUUAAAGCUUAACGGUGCUACAUCACAUACAUAUUUGUGUUCAAAUAUAAGGAAUAAAAGCAAAAUCUUAAUUCGGGGAACAUAAUGUUGUGUAAAAUUACGCAGUUAUUUUUAAAUAGUAGUAGGUAUUUUGUAAUAAAGAUUCAAUGAACUAAAAAAAAUUAAAAUUAUCUAACCGUUAGUUCGUCUGUAUACAUCAUAUAUUUUAUAACUGCUAUUAUAUACUGAAAGAUUUAAAUAUUUAUUCAAUAUCAAUCAAACAGCAUAUAGGGACUAAAUAGUAAUUAUAAAAUAAAAAUAUACUGAUUUACGCCAUAAAUUAAUAACAAUUAAGGGGAGGAAUACGAAAAUAUAUUUUUAUGACAAAUCAACAUUUCUUGUGGGUUUUUUUUAUUGUUCAUUAAAACGAAUACUUUGACAAAAAACCUCUUUAGUUAAAUAUAAAACUGGGCAUAAUUUUUUAAAUUCGGAAUUAAAUGUUGUAUAUACAUUAAGACUUGUAAUUCCUAAAUUAAAUUUUAAAUGUCAGUUAACUAACGUCUAUUGUCUUUUUACGAAUGUUAUAAACGCAAAUUGUUGGAGCUUAGAUAUAAAAUAAUAUUGUGAUGAAAGGGUACAUACAUAUAAUUUAAAGAGUAUUUCAGCAUUUUCACAAUGGUGGCAAUAUUAGAUUAAAUAGAAUGAAAUGAAAAAUGGAUUUGAAAAAAAUACCAAAAGACGUCCAACGUUUGAUUUCUGCUUCCGCUUACAUAAAUACAUUUACAAGAGCAAUCGAAGAACUGAUUUAUAAUUCACUUGAUGGGGAUAGUACAUCAAUUGCAAUAAGAGUGUCUAUAAAGGAAAACUUUAUUCAAGUAAUAGAUAAUGGAUGUGGUAUCAAAUCUGAAAAUUUUUGUCUUCUAGGACAAAAAUAUACAUCAAGUAAAUAUAUUGAUAUGUGUACAUUGAAAUCUGCCCCUAAUAAAUAUGGUUAUCGUGGUUUAUCUUUAGCAAGUGUUAUAGGAAUUUCACAGACUGUUUUAAUUACGUCAAGAUAUAAUGAUUCUGACUCAACAUGGCUAAAAACGUUUUGCAAUGGAACAGAGAAGAAUAUUUGUAUUGUAUCAACAAGACCAUCAAAAGGCACAACGGUAGAAAUCAGAGGAUUCCUAUACAAUCUUAACAUUCAAAGAAAAGCAAUAAAUCCUAUAAAUGAAUUACAAAACAUCAAAUCAUCUUUAGAGAAAUUGUCAUUAAUUCACUGUGAUGUAUCUAUUAGCUUAAGGGAUGAUUAUAAGAAUAAGAUUAUAUUUAAAAUGUACAAAAAAAGAGAUAUUUAUCAAACUUUAUGGUCUUUAUUUGAUAUUAAUAAAGAAGAUGUUCAAGAAUUGCAAGUUGAAAAAAAUAAUUAUAAAGCAAAAGCAUUUAUUGCCAAUGAAAAUAUAAUGAAAACCAGAAAUUUGAAUCAUCAAUGGGUCUAUUUAAAUGGAAAAUUUGUUACAAAAUCUGAAAUACAUACAAAAAUAAACAGAGUUUUUAAAAAAACUUUCCAUAAAGUACAAAAAAUUACAAAAAUUAAGAAUAAUAUUGAUGAAGACCAUAACAGUGAUAUACCAUUUUAUUUUAUAUUUAUAUCAUGUCCAUUUUAUGAUUUUGACAUAACAUAUAAGCACAAACAAACAAUAGUUGAGUUUAAAGAUUGGUCAGAAGUCAAUAAACUUAUUGAAAAACUGAUACAAUUUUACUGUGGUGACAUAAAAUUGAAGGAAACAUUUAAAGAGAAUAAUUGUAGUGAUAUAGAUAAUACUAAAAUGAAAGUUAAACAAAUUAUUGAUAGAAUUCUUCAUAACAAUGAGAAACAACCAGAUAUAAACUGCAAACAUGGUGUUAAAGGCAAACACAUAAAACGUAAGAGAAAGACAAAAAUUCAAAAUAUUCUCAAUAGUAGUCCACAGAAAAUAAAUAAACCAAAAACGGUUUCUAGAAAUUAUAACUUAAAAGAAAAAUAUAAUACUAAAAAUAUUAUAACAAAAAAAUGUGACCAACUAAUAUUAACGAAAAGUAAAUCUAAAAAAGAUCUUAAAAAAGUACAUGACAAUGAAAGAAGUAUUAAAAAGAAAUCAAAAUAUAUCGAUCAGAUUGCCCUUAAAUUCAAAAAUUUAACCGAUAGCGUUAGAGAUAGACGUAAAAUAUUAUCAUCGGAAGCACGAAAUUUAAUUAAAAAGAAAGAGUCUAAUACUGAAACUAUUAAAAUAACUUACACAGCAGAGUAUAACGAAACUUAUUCGUAUUAUAAGGGGAAAGACGAAUUAAAUAUUGAUUAUAGAUUUGUUAGUAAAACCGAUAUCAGAGAUAGUGUGAUGAAAAACAAUAGCGUUUUAAUUAAACCUAAGACGUCGUAUGAUCUUAUCAAACCGUUUAAUCAGUUUGAUUAUCAGAUAACAAGAUUCCCGGACACACAGACUAUGCAAUGUCAACAAUCUUCUCAUCAUUUAUUCGAUCCUGAAACAUUUAAAUCAUUACAUCCGAAAAUUACAUUUGACAGUCACAACUGUCAAAAUUAUGCGAAGACAAGGAACAUAUUCACAAAAAAUUUAAACUGUGCAAACACAACUGAUAAAAUACAUUUGGAUGAACACGAUUCGAAUAUUUUCCAUGAAAAUUUAAAAAGAUUUAGUGAUAACGGAUACUAUGAUGAAAAUAGUUUAAUAAAUUAUAAUAAUGAGCAAAUGUCGUAUACGAUAAAUAGUGAUACCAGUAAAAGAAUAAUUAUUAGUAAUAAUUCAUAUUUAAAUAAAUAUAUAGAGACAGAAACUAACGCAGAUAAGAUUAAUUUAUUCGAUUUGAUCGAUAAACAAUUAUCGAAUAAAUCAAAUUUAAAGACAUCAUACGAUAAAGAAAAUUUUCAAAAUAAAAGAAACAGUAGUUUUAAUAAACCAUAUCAUGCAUUGAUAGCUGAUAAUAUAAGACAAAACAAUGGGAUAGAUUUAACGUACCUAAGUUACAAAAACUAUCAAAAAAAAUAUACUAAUACUGUACGAAAUAACACAGAAAGGGUCAAGUCAAUAGGCGACGCACACUAUAAAGAAUUAUCCCAAAAUUUUCAUUCUGUAAACUAUUGUGAAACGAUUUACCAUAGCAAUGAAAUUAGUUUCGUAGCCGGAGACCUCCAAAAUCGUAAUAAUUGUGUCAAAAUAAGUCCUGAUGAUUUCAAGUCGCCUGAAGAAACUCACAAAGAAAAUUCAAAUCUCUUUUUGAUAAAUAAUGAAGAUAUUCAUCACGAUAAUAAUAUAUUUCAAGAAGCAAAUACUAAUACGGAAUUACACCUUGUAGUAGAAAAUCCGGUUCAACACUUAAAUAGUUAUCAAUUUAUAAAGAGCCAUGGCUUCAAGAAAUCAAAUAUCGCAAUAUAUUUCGAUGCAGAAGAUUUUCCGAAUAAAGACAAAUUUAACCUCAAUGAAACAUAUUCCGUAAUAAAAACAAAUAACUUAAGGGAAAACAAUGACGUAGAUUUGAAUUUAAUGAGUAAUAUAAAUUAUACACAAGAUUAUAAUCAAAACGAAAUGAAUAAAAGUGAAUUGAAUGAUAAUAAGGAAUUAUCACAAAGUUUGGAUCCUAUGAAUUAUUGCGAAACGUUUUUCCGACGCAGCGAAAUGAGUGACAUUGCCAAAGAAUUUAUGAACAGCUUCAACAUAAAUACAAACGACCUGGGUUCUAACGAAUGUGAUCCUAUUUCUAAUGCUCACAAUGAAAAUUUCAAACUUAAUUACUCCAAUGAUGAAAAAAUACAAGACGAAGAAAAAAUAUCGGAAAAUUCAAGCACUAAUUCGGAACUGCACAGCGCAAAACAAAUUGUGGAAGAUUUAAAAACUUUUGAAUUGAAAAAACGUCAUGACUUGAUGCCGAAAGGUAUGUCCCAAGUCUACAAGACUAGACUACAAAAACAAACUAAUAUAAGUAUAUCUCAAAUCGACUAUUACGAGAAUAUAAUGUAUGACAAAUUUGCAGACGAUGUUUUCGUAAAAUCUAAAAUAUUUGCACCAUCGAUACAGAAUGCUGAAGUCAAUUCAAGGAAAUUAAAGAAUUGUGAUAUUAGAAAUGAUGAUCUAAUAUUUAAUGCCACGUCUUUGAGACAAGCCAAAAUUCUAGGUCAAAUAGAUCGUAAAUUUAUUGCCACAAAAAUGAACGGGAAGAAAACUGAGGUUAAUGUAGAUUUUUUGGUACUUUUCGAUCAGCACGCGGUCGAUGAAAGAGUUAAACUUGAAAGGAAUUUAGCGGAAUACUUUGACGGAGAACUCUGGCGUAGCGUUAAAGUAGAUUCAAUACCACUCAAGCUGAAUGAAAACGAACUCGUCUAUUUGCAUAACCACAGACAUAAAUUCUCGCAAUUCGGUUUACAGUGGACAUUUCAAGAGAACAAAAUAUCGAUCAAUUCUAUACCUAAAGCAAUUAUAGGCAAAAAUGCCAGACAGGAGCAAAUAGUUCUUAAAGCUGUUCACCGUCUGAUAUUAGAACAAAUUGAUGUCAUUGAAACGAUUGGUGGUAAUCUGAAUGUAUUUCCCAAAGCAAUUAUGGAUCUUGUUUUCAGUGAGGCUUGUCGGAAUGCAAUUAAAUUUGGCGAUAACGUAUCUCUAAGUGAUUGUACAACUUUGCUUAAGUCACUUUCAUCCUGCAAAAUCCCAUUUCAAUGCGCACAUGGACGUCCUGUGAUGACAGUCGUAAUGGAACUUCCUAAAAACAUUCGUAAUUACAGGGUGGACAAGGAAAAAAUUAAACAAUUCAAAUCACGUAAAUCUAAUUCGAAUAAAUAUAUUGCUAGACAUUGACAAUAAUAUUUUUAUAUAGUCACUGGCAUCUAUUUACUACAUGAGCCACACGAAACUUUAUCCAUUAUAUUUUGUAUCCAUGGUAUAUAAGGCUGUAUUCUGGUAUGGACGUCUGGGAAACCGACCGCACAUGGUAUUCCCCAGGAAACUAUUCCAACCAGUUUGUUAUCUUUAACCAGUGGUCCACCAGAAUCACCCUGGAAUAGAUAUUAUUUUAAAAUGUUGAACUUUUCUUUUUUUGUUUGUAAGGAACUUAUCUACUGUUUAAACUCAUUACAACGUACACAGUAAGAUAAUUAAUUUAAUUAGACAGAUAAUAAGAUAAUUUUUCAGCUAGUUCCAUCAAAGAAUCGUCAACAGUUUUAAGGUUUUCAUAUAUUAUGUUAUAAAUUAAUUUAUGGGUAGGUGAGAAGACAAAUAUAUUUGUUAUUUCUAAACGCAAUCAUUGCUCUUAAGACCUUAGUAUAAAAUUUUUGUUUGUUUAUAUUUUGAUUACAUUAUUGACGUUGAAUUAAGAGAACAUCAAAAAUGUUGGACGCUCACACCUAUAGGUAACAAAGCAUGGAACGUUGUAAUAAAAUAAGUAUGACUAUUCACUACGCUUAGUGUUCUAUUGAGUCAUUGAUAAAUCGACGUUGUCAUCCGGAAAAUAUCUCCGUAUAAUGAAAUAUAAGGUAAAUGUGUUAUAUAGAAAAGGUCUCUGAUGGAAACGAUAUUUAGAAAAUUCAGAAAAUCCCUUACGUGGCAAGUACCCUGUCCAAUUCCUGUGAACGUACAGAACAUGCUGUCAUAAAUCUUUCUCGUGUAUCGCAUUGCAUACUGACAAGUUUCCUGGCUGAAUACUGUCAGAUUUAAAGCGUUCAUUUUGCGGGCUGAUUCUCCAUUCGGCUACAAAAUAAAAUAAUUUGAUACGUUUA